CCUAGUCGUUGGAAUAUACACGAAUAUGGAAGGAACCUACGAUUGAUCUAAAUUCAUCUCGAUUCCACCUUUUGUUUAAAUUUCUACCAUUGUCUUUAGCUUGAAAGGGUUUCAGAUGAACGGGCUUUCGUUUUCGGAGAUUUGUUGUCUGUUUUGCUGUCCGCCUUGCCCGGGAAAAAUCGCUGCGAAGUUAGCCUUUCUUCCUCCGGAGCCGACAUAUUCGCUUCAAGAUUUGGGCGAUGGAACUUUCGGGCUUCAUCUCACAGAGAAAGCCGAGUGGCAGUACGGCCAGAAGGAGCUAGACUGCAUCGAGGUUUUCACAGCGAAAACAAGCAAAGGGAAUCAGAUCGGUUGCAUGUACGUGAGAUGCUCUCCGAACGCUCGCUUCACCGUACUCUUUAGCCACGGCAACGCCGUAGACCUCGGACAAAUGUCAAGCUUUUACGUUGGUCUCGGAUCGAGGAUUAACUGUAAUAUAUUUUCAUACGAUUAUUCUGGGUACGGUGUUAGUCAAGGAAAGCCUUCAGAAAAGAAUCUUUACGCCGAUAUCGAUGCCGCUUGGCAAGCAUUGCGAACGAGGUACGGAAUCAGCCCAGAGAACAUAAUUGUGUAUGGCCAAAGUAUAGGCACUGUACCUACGGUAGAUUUGGCUUCGAGAUUUGAAUGUGCAGGAAUUAUUCUUCAUUCACCGCUUACUUCUGGAAUGAGAGUAGCUUUUCCCGAGACGAAGAGGACGUGGUGUUUUGACGCAUUUCCUAGUAUUGAAAAGGUCUCCAAAAUUGUUUCACCAGUGUUGGUCAUUCAUGGAACAGAGGAUGAAGUUAUAGAUUUCUCACAUGGCUUAGCCAUCUAUGAGCGAUGUCCGCGGACAGUGGAGCCACUUUGGGUGGAAGGUGCCGGUCACAAUGAUGUGGAAUUGUAUGGUCAAUAUCUGGAGAGGUUGAAACAAUUUAUACAACAUGAGCUGGUGACAAACUGAUGUAUUGAAAGACAACAUUUUUCAAGCACUGUGCAGUGUAGUUGUUAUUAGAAUACUGUUAGUAUUACCAAGUUGUUUAGCUUUUUAAUUUGCAUCAUUGAAUGUGUGUGAUCAGGGACAUUCUUUGUAAACUGAGUGUUAGCAAAGACCUUUAAGCCCUGAUACAAUUUAAUGUAGUAAUUCUGUGAUAUACAUGUGCAUGCAUGUCUUCAAGAAUUGUUGAAUGGUGAAAUGCAUUUUUUGUAAUAUUAUUUCUCAUGAUUUGUGAGGAAAACUCAUAAUACAUUUAUUAUAUGGGCUUCAAAGGUUAAUGUUAGUAACUAGUGUAUUGUAUCUAUAAAAACAUAUGUUUAUUGUUCACUAUAAAUCAUAAAAAUUUAUUUUAAAGUUCAGUGAUGCUAUUCCUUUAAUUGACAAGAAGUAUUUUUGUAAAUGGUCUCCAUAUUCAUUUAAAUCUUUGCUGUAAAGAGUACAGUGUGUUUCAAGUUUGUUUUUUCGGUGGUAAUCGUUAGAACCAGAAAUUUAUCCAUCUAUAUUAUUUUCGUUCAAUUUGUUACUGAUUCAUUCUUGAAGCAUUAAGUUCAAUGCUCAAUGUCACAUGUAUUUAUAAAUGCAGAAUGUUUCAAUCUGUAAAACUACAUGUAAAUUUAGUUUUUUUGGAACUUUGUUUUGGCAUUGCAAACUUACUUUGAUCAUUUCAAGGAAUUUAACCUGCACAUUUACUGUAAGUAAGGUUUUGUUGUUGCGAAAAUGGGUUAUAGGCAGGAUGAAAUUUUGGAAUGAUCAUUACAAAUAACUUGAUAUAGACUUAAUAGUAGUUAAUGUGUAGUUUAAUAUUUAUAAGGAGCACUUAUCUCUUGAAAGUGGAGGCUCUGUCUGGAAAAUUGUGAUGUUAUUUUCGUGACAUUCAAAAUAACUCUGAGUAUUGAUUUCUCUUUUAGUUCCCAGUGAAUAAUUUGGCAUGAAAUUUGAGGUCUUGGGUUUCUUUUUUUUUUUUUUUUUU
Pocillopora verrucosa is the source of this 1982-nucleotide messenger RNA. RefSeq names its product alpha/beta hydrolase domain-containing protein 17B. Lineage: Eukaryota; Metazoa; Cnidaria; Anthozoa; Scleractinia; Pocilloporidae. Gene Ontology annotation, molecular function: palmitoyl-(protein) hydrolase activity. Gene Ontology annotation, biological process: protein depalmitoylation. The record is from RefSeq and is a predicted model, not a curated record. Gene Ontology annotation, cellular component: endosome membrane; plasma membrane.